Molecule: messenger RNA, 4527 nt
Organism: Pseudoliparis swirei
Lineage: Eukaryota; Metazoa; Chordata; Actinopteri; Perciformes; Liparidae
Gene: gcnt7
Product: glucosaminyl (N-acetyl) transferase family member 7
Exons: 4
Coding region: 2168-4318 (716 amino acids)
Cellular component (GO): membrane
Molecular function (GO): acetylglucosaminyltransferase activity
Source: RefSeq, a predicted model, not a curated record
GGCUCUUUCCAUAGUGCGUCUGCCCGUUUGUGUGUGUGCGCUUAUAUGCGUGUUGCGUUGGAAUACGCUUUAGAGGUUUGAUCGAGACAAACUAAAACAACACAAAAGAUAAAGUUAAAUCCUUAUUAUCUAAAAACAGAUUUUAAGAUUUUUGACUGAGCAAGAAAAUAAAUACAAAUAAACCCUAUGUAGAAACAUUGAGAGCAAGCAAGCUACAUGUUUGAUCUCAUUUACACGCAUUACUUCUUUCUUCCCGUCAGUCAAAAGUGAAGUGAGGUUUGAAUGAGGGCGGGGGUGGCAUCUCCACAGAAGAUUAGAAACGUGCAUAUUUCCAUGCCCCCCCCCCCCCCCCCAUGGAGAUCUGUAUCUUUGGUGUUGUUUUCAAGAACAGCAUGACAUAAGAUCAGGAAUAGUCCUCGGAGACAUGCUCUGCUCUGAUAGAACCUCCAAUGCUUCAUUUGAAGGUUUGAAUAGAGCCUCUCUUUAACCCUUGUGUUGCCUUCGGGUCAAUUUGACCCGAUUCAAUGUUUCACCCUCCUGUCGCCUUCGGGUCAAUAUGACCCGAUUCAAUGUUUAACCCUCCUGUUACCUUUAUAUUUACUAACAUAUUUUACCCUUGAGGUCAAUAUGACCCCAGCUAUUAAAAUCUCCAGAAAAUUAUUAGAAUUAAUAUUGUUUUCCAAGUUUAAGUGUGAGGUACUUUAUGUUUGUUUGUUGACUCCCGAAAGAACACCGACAUUAAACAUUGAAUCGGGUCAAAUUGACCCGAAGGCGACAGGAGGGUUAAAUAUUGAAUCGGGUCAAAAUGACCCGAAGGCAACACAAGGGUUAAUAAGGUCUCCCGUCUGCUCAACACAGAACAUUAUGCGUUGACAGCUCACCGGUUCUACCGGCGGCAACUUCUGAGUCAUUGUGUCCGGCAUUGGGCUCCACUUAACUAUUCAAAAAGUGCAGCACAGUCAAUCAAAUUAGAAAUAUAUUGCUAGAAAGACAGCUGAAAGAGUAACUCGAGGCUAACUUUUCUCAUGAAAGCAAGAUGCAAGUCUUGAGGGGUGGGGGGGUUUGAGAGUCUGGCCAAACAAUUUAAAUUGCCGCCCCCCCCCCCCUCUAUUAGGAUUUUAGUCAAAAAUAGAACUGUGACGUAUAAUAAUAAUAAGAAUUCAUAAUAAUAGUAAUUAAAGACUUAUUCGAAAGUGGCCGGCUCUUUGUGCCUCGAUAUCAAAUGCUACCCGUGAGCUGGGGGGUUCAGAGAGUCCUUGUGAAGGUUUUGCUUUACAUGAUGAUGUCCGGUCACUUUGAAGCUUCUCCUCAUAUCUCACAGAAAUGUUGUUGGUUUACUCGUUGCUAUCUGUUGUACCUUGCACGUCGCUCCUGCGGUAUUCCUGUGACUACAGUUUUCAAAUGAUCCGCCAAAACUGCUUCACAGAGUCUCGAUAUCAAAGCUGUAAUAUCUUCAAAGGCAUGAAAGAAAAGAAAAUGUUAUCAAGUGGUUGAAUAUAUAAAAUAACUCAACAUAGCCUAAAUUACUCACACUUGUAUCUCAAGAUGUUUACACAAUGCUAAAUUCAUAAUAUAAAACAAAAGAAAGGACCCUAAAAGCAGAUAUUGUCUGUUAUUUUUGACAUGGGAUUUUUCUAUAUUUUGUAGUCUAAUUGUAGUAAUAUUUAAUUUAUGCUUUUUCAAAUUAGAAGUUAAUAUUAGAGAUGUCAUAUGAUAAUACUUGUGGUAAUUGUGAUCAUAAACUUAAAAGAUAACAAUAUUAUUAUUAAUAUAUAUAUAUAUAUUUGUCUUUUCUUUAUAUAAAGAUGAAAGGAAAGAGUAGACCGAAGGGGCAAAAAGACAAAAAAAAGAGCUGAAAGAGAUAAUAAUAAAAUUAAAAAUUAAAAUUAAAUUAAAAUCUUCAACUGGUGUAAUCUAUUACUGUCAUGUGUUGCCAGUUAUGCGUCACAUUUCAAAUACCAGUUAGUAAUAGACAGAAUUCUGUACGCUAAACUACAUUUCUUGAUCUACAACCCGGCUCCAUCAAUUAGCGUUAGCCUACAUAUUUAACCCUAUUCCACAUCCCUCAGGGGUCCGAGACCCGACUGCAAAUCAGCGAUGUGGACGUCUCUCUUGCAGGAGUUUUAUCCGCGGUGGUGCUUCUUGGAUACGGUGAAGCGGGGCUAUUAUGCGCCAGCUUGAGGGGGCAAAAUGCAGCUUCCUGUUGUGCACGGGGAUGAGUAUCAUCAUCUGUUUAGUUAUUUACAUGAGGGCCAGGAUGCCAACAGAGCCCAAGCUGCUAGAGCCUCCAAGUUGCAGGCCCUUCGCCACCGAAUGUAGCGCGUUACUGCCCGGCAUGGAGGACGGAGUGGGGCGGUAUCGCCGCGACUGCCAGGUGGAAAGCUAUAUUCUCAACAGUCGCAUGCAGUGUUCCAAAUUGAUCAGAGACCUCCACUUCAUCACGAGGCCUCUGAGUCGGGAGGAGGAGGACUACCCUUUAGCUUUCAUUGUGACUGUUCACAAGGAGCUGGAGCUUUUUGUGCGCCUGCUGCGGGCCGUAUACAUGCCGCACAACGUCUACUGCAUCCACGUGGACAACAAGGCGUCGUCGGAGUACAAGGCGGCUGUGCUGAAGCUGGUCGGCUGCUUUGAAAACACCUUCCUAUCCAGCCGCAGCGAGACGGUGACGUACGGUGGCUUCUCCCGCCUGCAGGCGGACUUCAACUGCAUGAGGGAUCUAGCAGAGUCCCGGGUGGGCUGGAGGAAGGUGGUGAAUCUGUGCGGACAGGAUUUCCCCGUCAAGAGCAACCUGGAACUGGUGCGCUACAUGCGGAGCAAAGUGUGGCGGGACCGAAACAUGACGCCCGGGGUCAAGCAGCCGGCGUCUAUGAGGCACCGGACACAGCUCCAGCACAGGGAGAUAAUGGGCUCACAUGUGGCUCUGACGGGGUCGGGACUGAAGAAAGGCCCGCCUCCGCACAAUCUGCAGGUUUAUUUUGGAACGGCGUACUACGCUCUCACGAGGGAUUUUGUAGACUUUGUUCUGAGGAGCCCAAUCGCCCGGGACCUCCUGGAGUGGUCCAAAGACACGUUCAGCCCAGACGAGCACUACUGGGUGACACUCAGUCACAUCAAAGAAGCUCCAGGCAGCCAUCUAGCUGGAGGUUGGGAAGGAGACGUCCGGUCAAUCAAGUGGAGGGAUCAAGAGGGAAUGACACACAAAGGCUGCAAAGCCUACCUCAUCCUCGUCCUCUCUCCGAUGACAAAAAGACAUCGUGUGCCUCUUCCUCUUUGUUUUAUCUUUGACUUUGGCUCCAGACAGGAUUACAGAACUACUCACUUGCAAAGGAAGCACAAGAUUCACUCAGCAAAAGAUGAUAAAGGGACAGAUAUGAAGGGCGUAUCUCCUCUGACGUAUUCUUCAGUGUCUCGUGUCCCGUGUCGCAUGUCCCGUGUCUCGUGUCCCGUGUGUCCCAUGUGUCCCGUGUCCCAUGUCCUGUGUCCCAUGUGUCCGGUGUCCUGUGUCUCGUGUGUCCCGUGUCUCGUGUGUCGUGUCCCGUGUCUCGUGUCUCAUGUCCCCCGUGUCUCGUGUCCCCCGUGUCUCGUGUCCCGUGUCCCGUGUCUCGUGUGUCCCGUGUGUCCCGUGUGUCCGGUGUCUCGUGUCCCCCGUGUCUCGUGUCCCGUGUCCCGUGUCUCGUGUGUCCCGUGUCCUGUGUCUCGUGUGUCCCGUGUCUCGUGUGUCCCGUGUCUCGUGUGUCCCGUGUGUCCCAUGUCCUGUGUCUCGUGUGUCCCGUGUGUCCCUUGUCUCGUGUGUCCCGUGUCUCGUGUGUCUCGUGUCUCCCGUGUCUCGUGUCCCAUGUCCUGUGUCUCGUGUCCCGUGUCUCGUGUGUCCCGUGUGUCCCGUGUCUCGUGUGUCCCGUGUGUCCGGUGUCCUGUGUGUCUCGUGUCCCGUGUCUCUCGUGUGUCCCGUGUCUCGUGUCUCGUGUGUCCCGUGUCUCGUGUGUCCCGUGUGUCCCGUGUCUCGUGUGUCCCGUGUGUCCGGUGUCCUGUGUCUCGUGUACCCCGUGUCCCGUGUCCCAUGUCCUGUGUCUCGUGUGUCCCGUGUCUCGUGUGUCCCGUGUCUCGUGUGUCCCUUGUCUCGUGUGUCCCUUGUCUCGUGUGUCUCGUGUCUCCCGUGUCUCGUGUCCUGUGUCUCGUGUGUCCCGUGUCUCGUGUGUCUCGUGUCCCGUGUGUCUCGUGUCCCGUGUGUCUCGUGUCCCAUGUCUCCCGUGUGUCUCGUGUCCCCCGUGUCCCGUGUCUCGUGCCCCGUGUCUCGUGUCCCGUGUCCGUUUUAAAAUGACCUUUUACAGGUUAAAGAUAACAAAUAGAAGUGUUAUCUAACAAUGUGAGGCGAAAAAACCCUGCAGACUUGAUAUAUAAUAUACAAGUAAAGACUAAUAUUGUCGUCGUCAUGUGUUCCAGGGCAUUAUGUACGAGACAUCUGCAUCUAUGGCGUGGAAGACCUGCCGUGGAUCAUCGACAGGAACAGCAUGUUCGCCAAUAAGUUUG